AUGGAUCUAGUUUCACCUCAAGGGAAAAUGAGCUUGCCCAAUGAUUUCGAUGAAGAUGAACAAGGUUACUUUCCUCCAGGUCCCUACAACUCUCCAUAUGUAGCUCCUACAACGGCCUACGCCUCAUCCAGCAACGCACCGAGACAUAUCUCUCUCAAUGUCAAUUACCCGACAGAAGACCAUGAUCUCGCGGAUGGCCGCUUUUUCGACGCUUCUAAGUCUGAAACCGUUACCAAAAUAUCAAAGACCGAGAGACUCAAGUCAAUCUUCUCUCGUGGUUUCCCCAAGACCAAAAACACUUCUCCAGCCAAAUCCGUCGUUAGGGUUGUGGUGCCCGCUGUCGUGGAGCUCGGGAGUGAUAUCGCUGGCCAUGACCGCGUGCGGGAUGGCGAUCAACGUGCUGUGGUGGAAGAUUAUGAAAAUCUUGAUAUAUAUGGGAAUCGAGUGAUUCCUGUUGAAGCAAAUCUCUGGCUUUACCGCCAAUGCAUGAAGACCAAGCGUGCGGUAAUUAUUGAUCUUAAGCACGAGCCAACCUUUUCCGAACUCUCUAGAGUCUGUAAGAAUACCGGAAAGCUGGAAAAGGUCGAGAUUUGCAAAACCAACAAUUACGCAAAGGUUCGGUUCCUCGAGGAGGAGGGGGCGGCCCGUCUUAUGGAACUCGCCCAAUCGCAAAUCACUUACCCAGUCGCCGAUAGCAACUACAAGCGUGCUAGGUCUACGCUCAUCGAUGUGAAGUACAAUUGGCCAAUUGAAAAUCUCGAGCCCCGGGUCUUGGAAUGUAUCAGGGUGGACGACGCUACUCGUUGUAUUAUUAUCAGGGGGCCCAUUGGCAAGGAAAUACAGAAACUUCUUAAUAUUGCGGAGGAUGAGAAGCGUCACAUUAGAGUGGAAAUGUGGGAUUUCGCAAAGUAUCUCAUGGGAACUGACGUUGUUGGGGACAUUGAAAGCGUCCAAAUUGGAUAUGUUGGUGGCUGUUGGGAAAUCACGAUCAUUUACACCGAUAUCCUCGUGGCGAUUCAUGCAGUCGACGUUUUGAAAUCUGAAGCCGAGUUUAAGAAGUGUACCAUCUGGUACGGAGCUGAUCCAUGCGAACCCCCACGUGUGGCCCAAGCCUCUUAA
Molecule: messenger RNA, 1119 nt
Organism: Morchella importuna
Lineage: Eukaryota; Fungi; Ascomycota; Pezizomycetes; Pezizales; Morchellaceae
Exons: 3
Coding region: 1-1119 (372 amino acids)
Source: RefSeq, a predicted model, not a curated record